This is a messenger RNA of Kockovaella imperatae, 544 nucleotides long. Its product is annotated as signal recognition particle, SRP9/SRP14 subunit. The record is from RefSeq and is a predicted model, not a curated record. NCBI's taxonomy places the organism in Eukaryota, Fungi, Basidiomycota, Tremellomycetes, Tremellales, Cuniculitremaceae. Gene Ontology annotation, biological process: SRP-dependent cotranslational protein targeting to membrane. The transcript has 4 exons. Gene Ontology annotation, molecular function: 7S RNA binding. The coding region runs from base 31 to 504 and encodes 157 amino acids. Gene Ontology annotation, cellular component: signal recognition particle, endoplasmic reticulum targeting.
UUGAGGACUGAUACAUCGACGACAGACACUAUGGUGUACAUAAAAAGCUGGACAGAUUUCGAGACGGCGGCCACAGACCUCUAUGCCAAAGGACCAACCAAGGUCCGCUAUCUGGUCAAAUUCCUACCAAAGACUGGGCAGCUAGCUCUAAAGCUAACAGAUGAUACGACCUGUAUAAAAUACAAGACAUUCUCCUCGAUCAUUCUGAACCGAUUCGAAUCCCUCAACCUCCGACUUCUAUCACAAAUGACCAACUCUCGUCCGAGGAUACAGCAGUCUACUCUAUCAGGCACAGCGGGUGGAGCAGAGAGAGCUACGAGUCCAGGAUUGGAAGGUGACGAUCCGAUGACUGGUGCAGGGAGCCAACCACCAGAACCAGCAUCAACGGACAAAGCGAGUGGAGGGGCUGCCGCCACGCCGAGUAAGAAGGGCACAGCUGGUAGCACAGGAGGCGGAGCUGGUGGAGGAGGAGGAGGAAAGAAGAAGAAGAAGGGGAAGAAGUAGAGAUUCCAUGGUCCAUGUUCAGUGUAUCAUUACUAAUGAG